This is a messenger RNA of Salmo salar (Atlantic salmon), 3300 nucleotides long. RefSeq names its product ras-related protein Rab-18. The record is from RefSeq and is a predicted model, not a curated record. Lineage: Eukaryota; Metazoa; Chordata; Actinopteri; Salmoniformes; Salmonidae. Gene Ontology annotation, molecular function: GTP binding; GTPase activity.
ACAUUGUACCGGAAGUCUACCAAGGAAACCGGAAGUGCGAGAAAGUGUUGGUUGUCUUAUCAUUCAGCUCCCCGGCUGACAAACAACACUUCUGGGGUUGUAUUUUACAGCUACCCGUUGAAUUGAACCUAUAAUAGGACAGGAAGAUGGAAGACGACGUUUUGACAACACUGAAAAUAUUAAUAAUUGGAGAAAGUGGCGUUGGGAAGUCCAGUCUUCUCUUGAGAUUCACAGAUGACACAUUUGACCCGGAAUUAGCAGCAACAAUAGGCGUUGAUUUCAAAGUGAAGACCAUUUCAGUGGAUGGGAACAAGGCAAAGUUGGCAAUAUGGGACACGGCUGGCCAGGAGCGUUUCCGAACCCUGACGCCUAGUUACUACCGGGGCGCUCAGGGAGUCAUCCUGGUGUAUGACGUAACACGACGGGAUACUUUCACCAAGCUGGACAACUGGCUCAAUGAGCUGGAGACGUACUCUACAAGGAAUGACCUCAUCAAGAUGCUGGUCGGGAACAAAAUUGAUAAGGAAAACCGCGAACUGGACAGGAACGAAGGCCUGAAGUUUGCAAGAAAACAUUCCAUGCUGUUUAUAGAGGCCAGUGCGAAGACGCGAGAUGGGGUGCAGUGUGCGUUUGAGGAGCUGGUUGAGAAGAUCAUCCAGACCCCGGGACUGUGGGAGAGCGAGACGCAGGGCCGAGGAGUCCAGCUGGGCAGGCAGGACCAGGCUGCAGGGGGUAGCUGUGGGGGCUACUGCUCCCUGGUGUAGACAACACAUACUCACAUACAUAUACAAAAAUCACAUACACGCACACUUGAAAGACACCCUACCAAACACUAAUGGCUGAUGUCCUUUGAAGAGGACUAUGAAGGCUAUGGUAUUCAGACUAUUUCCCCCAUCAGCCCCUGAGGUGUGGUGUGAAGCAGGGCUGCUCCUGACCAGCACCCUAAGCUUCCUGGCUGUGAUCAUUCAUAGGGACAUUGCUGUUUGCACACUUCCUUGUAUCAUGGCUAUAAUGCUAUUUAUAAGUCCUCUACCCUGUCUUUCAUUCUGCCUGUCUCUUUGUCCAAUGACCGGAAUGGAGAAAAUUAAUGAGUGUAUGACUUGGUAAUGAAUAGUGAGGAAAAACACAAUACCAUCAAUAGCACAUGGGGGUAUUAUGCUUAUUUAGCAAGGAUCUUUUUUUUUUUAUCACCUGUUCUCAAUCACGUUUUUUACAAAUGUUCUUUGCCCUCCCCUCUUUGUAGAUUCCCCCUAUUUUCUCUCCCUUAGCACUUUGUUCCUCUUAGCAAGGCAAGCACAACUAGUGUGUGUUGGCUGCAGAGCUGAUUCUCCAGUGUAUCUGCCCUGUGUGAUCAUGCAACCUUUGUCAUCCUCCAGUGCUCACUCUCCUAACACCUCUGUGUUUUAUAGUCUUAUCAGCCCAAGUCGUCUUGUAUUCCCUUUCACCACUCAGUCCCACAACAUGAUUCUCUCUUUUGUCCACAAACCUAUUUUGUUCAAAAGUAAUAGUUACCAAGUUUCUGGAAUGAAGUUUUACUAUGUUUAUUGACUUGGACUCCAAACUUUCAGCGUGUUUUUGAAAGGUUUAAAAAUCAAACAGAUUGGCAGGCACCGGGGGGUGGCUUUCCAUUGUGUGUGUUAUGAAAAAGGAACUAAACGAUCAAACGCUGCUGUUUCUAGUUGUUCUAAUAGCCUGUUUGGUCACAGCCCAUCUGCCACUCAGACAGAUGAUAUUAGUAAAUAUCAACACUAUAGCCUAGCUUCAGCUUUUCAUAAUUCAUCCCUAUGUGGGGGGGAAAAAAUACAAAAGGAAAAGUGUUUUAUAUUAAAGAAUACAAUGAGUCAUAUGGGUGUUUCCAUUGAAAUCUGAAAUUAAAGAGGCUUAAACCCUGUACAAAUGUUUUUUGCAGAGUUCUCUUUCUCCGUUUAUAUUGUUCAAUCCAACUCCCCCCCCAAAAAAAAAACAUUUUCAGCAUUUUGAUUAAUUUCUAUGUUUCCUGCACUUUUAUUAUAAUUUCUACACUGUGCCACGCAGGAUGAUAUGGGGAAAAAAUAUAGGCCCAGUUAACUGGUGAACUGUUGGAGUGAUGGAAAUGUAAUAAUUAUUCUAAUUCUAUAGUUGGAAUAUAGUGGGCAGCACCUUGAAUACAUUGUUUGACAUGACAAAUGAAUAAAUCAGAGGAAUUAUUGACAGGCUAGGAACCCAAGUGUUUGUCAGUGUUUCCAGGUGACCCUAAUUAAAUGUUACAUUACAUGUUUUCUAACUUAAUCUAGCUAGCCAACAAAUUCAUGCUUCGCCUAUUCUGCGCCGAUAAGAUACCGUUAGCAACUAACACAAAUUAUUUUAGCAACACCUUGCUAAGAAAAGACAAACUAGUAGGUAGUAGUUUGCAGACAGUAAGAUACACAAACUAAUAGUGUAUAGAACGCUUGUGGAAAGCAGCAUGUUGAGCAACUGCUCUCUUAAGUGAUGGGGGCUUGGCUUAGUGUGGUUAGCGGCAUGCAGCAGAUGGAGAGACAACUCAAGUUGAAAAUGGAGUAAACUAUAAAAAUGAUACGAGCCGGAGUUAACAAACCAAACAGAAAUACCGUUAUAGAAGGUAAAGUAAAAACUCAAACUGGUAAGUGCAUCAAUACCGGUAUUAGGUAAAAUACGGUAUACCGCCCAGCCCUACUUGAGUGCCAGAAUGUGUUUGGGAAAUGUAGUUUUGGGUGGCCAUACCUAUGACCUAUAUUUGUGCCAGGAGUGACACAGAUGCCUUUACAGUAUAUCUAAUCAGAAUAUAAUUAUUCAUCCUUAAUUGCAUGAGAAUUCUUAUUUUAUUCAUGUUUAGUCUGGGAAUUACUUGCAGAGACAUUUGUGUUGUGUCCCAAAUGGCUCCCUAUUGCCUAUAUAGUGCACUACCUUUGACCAUGCUGGUCUAAAGUAGCGCUCUAUAUAGGGAAUAGGGUUCUAUUUCAGACACAAUCUUGGACUGUGUGAACCACACUUAACACUAGUUAGAUUUACCUGCAUCCAGAACCUUCCAAACAGAUUUAUAGAGUAUACUACAUUGGGAUAUUAUAUGGUCUAUUUGUCCUGAACUAAUCUCUGCUUUAUGAUUGAAACAGACUAACUCUUGAACUCUGUUCUGUUAUUUUUUUGCUUAUGUGACAACAUAUAAACACAUUGUAAAUGAAUGUGUGUAUUUAGGAAUUCUAUGAAAAAUAGUUCCUGUAUGAAUUGUACAAUUUUAAUGUAUCCAUAUUACAAUUAUAAAACCACCCUAUGUAUUAAGUGAAUAAAAUGCUUUUUAAAGGA